Molecule: messenger RNA, 1656 nt
Organism: Prunus avium (sweet cherry)
Lineage: Eukaryota; Viridiplantae; Streptophyta; Magnoliopsida; Rosales; Rosaceae
Source: RefSeq, a predicted model, not a curated record
AUGGAUGUUAAGAAAGAAGUGGCAAAACUCACCCGCAAUUUCAAAGCUAUUAAAGCUGUGCUCGAGAAUGCAGAGGAGAGGCAAAUGAAGGAGGUGGCUGUGAGAUACUGGCUGGACAGUUUGAAGGAUGUAUCCUACGAGAUGGACGACGUGUUAGACGAGUGGAAUACUGAAAUUCUGAAACAAGAAAAAGAAGCCGGUAAUGCUGGUAGUACUAGUACUACCAAUAAGGUAUGUUUCUGCAUUCCUGCCCCUUGGUUUUGUUUUGGCCAAGUCCGUCAAGUAAUUCUUCAUCGUGACAUUGCUGUGAAGAUAAAAGAACUGAAUGAAACAUUAGCUCUGAUUGCUAGUGAAAGACAAAACUAUAACUUUCAAUACAUGAAAAGAGGAGUUGAACAAAUUGAACGACAAAAAAGUUCUUCUUUCGUUGAGAAGACAUUUGGUCGAGUCGACGAAAAGGAAAUAUUAGUAAAAAAGUUGCUGAGUGAGAGUAGUCAAGGAGAGGCAACCAGCCUUGUCAUCCCUAUUAUAGGGAUGGGAGGAAUUGGCAAGACAACUCUUGCCCAACUUGCCUAUAAUGAUGAAAAGGUUCAAGCUCAUUUCAACACUAGAAUAUGGGUUUGUGUCUCAGAUCCUUUUGAUGAGAUCAAAAUUGCCAAAGCCAUCAUUAAGGGCCUGAAAAAGUGGAAUACCCCAGCUUCAAAUGAGUUGCAAACACUCUUGGAGUUUAUACACGAGUCUUUUAAGGGCAAGAAGUUCCUUCUUGUCCUAGAUGAUGUGUGGAACAAAGACUAUACAAAGUGGGAACCAUUAGAGCUAGCUUUACAAAAUGGAGCUGUGGGUAGUAGAAUAUUGGUGACCACAAGAAGGGAGGAUGUUGCAAGGAUGAUGGGAGCAUCCACUGAUAUGGUCAAUUUGGAGGUGUUGAGUGAAGAAAAUUGUAGGGCAUUGUUCUAUCACAUUGCACUGGCUGAUAGAGAAAAAAAUGAGUCUAAAGUGUUAGAAUUUAUUGGUAAAGAAAUUGUCAAAAAGUGCAAGGGCCUGCCCCUUGUUGCAAAGACAUUGGGUGGUCUCAUGCGCUACAAGAAAAAGAGGAAAGAAUGGGAAGACGUUUUGAAUAGUAAGAUAUGGGAGUUAGAUGUGGUUGAGGAACAAGUUUUCCAACCACUGUUAUUAAGUUAUUAUGAUUUGGCCCCGGCAAUUAAACGUUGUCUUUUGUAUUGUGUGAUUUUCCCAAAAGAUUAUAACAUUGUCAAAGAUGAGUUGAUUGAGUUGUGGAUGUCACAAAAUUAUCUUAAUUCAAUCGGAAACAAAGAAAAAGAAGCAUUAGGCGAAAUGUACUUUGAUAACUUAGUAAUGCGCUCUUUCUUUCAAGAAUUUGAGAAAGAUGAACUUGGAAAUAUAACGCAGUGCAAGAUGCAUGAUGUUGUGCAUGACUUUCUACAAUUUCUAACUAAGAAUGAAUGCUUAGUUUUGGAGGCUGAGGGUGGUAAUAAUAAGAGAAUAAUGGAGUUUGAUGGAUAUAAGAAGGUUCUCUUAGUGUGCGGUCGCUUGAAAUUUGUUGAAAGUUUUGGAUUUCUUGUGGUUUUUGAAUUGGAGCUUGCAUUGAUUAGGAGAUUUGCGUUUGAGGUGCUGUUCGGUUGGGGAUUUUCCUAG